Micromonas pusilla CCMP1545 is the source of this 270-nucleotide messenger RNA. RefSeq lists its product as uncharacterized. Lineage: Eukaryota; Viridiplantae; Chlorophyta; Mamiellophyceae; Mamiellales; Mamiellaceae. The transcript has a single exon. The annotation marks the transcript as partial. The record is from RefSeq and is a predicted model, not a curated record.
UGUCCUAAAGAUUGUUCACGACACGGGUCGUGCGUGUACAACUUUUGCGUGUGCGACACAGGAUACACGGGCUUUGACUGUUCCAACGUCUCGUGCCCGGACGACGUGUGUUAUUUCGACUACCUGGGUCACUCGCAAGUGUGCGACCAGUGCAAUAAUCGCGGUAUUUGCAACGGGUUCACCGGAUCGUGCGAGUGCCAGUUCCCGGCGUCGGGGGAAUCGUGCCGCGCGUUUGACUGUUUGAACGACUGCAACGGCAACGGCAUCUGC